This is a messenger RNA of Exophiala oligosperma, 3844 nucleotides long. RefSeq lists its product as uncharacterized. NCBI's taxonomy places the organism in Eukaryota, Fungi, Ascomycota, Eurotiomycetes, Chaetothyriales, Herpotrichiellaceae. Gene Ontology annotation, molecular function: nucleic acid binding; poly(A)-specific ribonuclease activity; protein binding. The transcript is spliced from 2 exons. Gene Ontology annotation, biological process: mRNA processing; nuclear-transcribed mRNA poly(A) tail shortening. Gene Ontology annotation, cellular component: PAN complex; P-body. Bases 132 to 3758 code for a protein of 1208 amino acids. The record is from RefSeq and is a predicted model, not a curated record.
CAAACAGAUAAACUAGAAUCAACUUCGAGAUACGACUGUUUGUCGUGGACUUUCCAUCAUUACUUUCUUCAUAAUGCUCCGCCCUCCGGAUCCAUGAGAAACAACAAAGCGUCUAGACCAUUCACGCGCCCAUGGAGGCUGAUUGGGAUGAAAUCACUCGCAUCGCGGUGCCAUCGUCGGGAUUGCAUGCAAUUCCUACCCCUGCCAGUGCGGUCGCUUUUGAUGACCUCCAAGAAUUAAUAUGGGUUGGUAAUGAUCAGGGCCGGGUCACAUCAUUUUAUGGCCGCGACCUCCAAAGAUAUGUUUCGGUCAAAGCUCAUUUGGGUGAAGGCCCGGUCAAACAACUAUUGGUCCAUGAAAAGGGUAUCAUAUCUUUAUCAACAUCUAGUGUUCAUUUCAUCACCCGACGAGGCUUGACGCAAUGGCAUAUCUCGCAUCGGCUGAUGAACAGUUUACGGUGUAUGACGUUUGCCGCAACAAACAAUCUUAUCCUGGUUGCCGGAUGUCAAAGUACCUUCUUCAUCAUCGAUAUCGAGAAAGGUCAAAUUAUCUCCGAACACGCCUCCGAGGCCAAAUAUACUCUGAUGAAGAAAUGGCGACAUAUUUGCGCCGCCACCGACGACGGUAAUGUCCACGUCCUUAACCUGUCAGACUAUUCAGUCAUCAAGAAAUGGAAGGCUCAUUCAACUGCCAUCAAUGACAUGGAUGCUCGGAACGAUUUUUUGGUCACAUGUGGCUUCUCAGUUCGUCAAUUGGGUGUCCCGAUUGUCGAUCCUCUGGCCAAUGUCUAUGAUCUGAAGAUGUUGACCUCGCUUCCGCCAAUUCCAUUUCAUGCGGGCGCCGCAUACGUGCGUUUACAUCCGAAGCUACAAACAACUGGGUUCGUCGCGUCGCAAACAGGCCAAAUGCAGGUGGUGGACCUGAUGAACCCAGUCAAUGUUAUGCUCAAACAAGCAAACGUUCAAUUCAUGCUUGGGAUGGAGAUUGCGUCUUCUGGGGAUGCGGUCGUCAUCACUGACACCAAUGGCCUGCUAUAUCUCUGGGGCUCACCCUCUAAAGUCAGGUUUAACAAUAUAAGUCAGAAAACCGAGUUCGCCGACCCGUUGCCUCAACAAAUUCCUCACGUUGAUUGGAACGACUCGCCACUAAACUCGAUCGGAAUGCCUUACUAUUCCGAACCUUUACUUUCCGCAUGGCCUAGCCACAUGGUCUUUGAGGUUGGAUCACCACCUCCGCCGGUAGAAUCUUCACUUCUUUUUCAUCUGCAACCGGCCGAAAUGGGGCACUAUGCCCCUAACAUUAACCCGCGAAAACUGCUGCGACACCAAGUUGAAGAUACCAGAGCGAGUCAUACACCGGCCACCAUUGCAGUUCCGAAGUUCUUGAGUGAGAAAGCCAAAGAAUCAACCUCAGAUGGUCCCGGUAGCAAACUAUCAGAUGCAGCCGAAGUUUUGGCAGGAGUCUCGCUGAAUGGUCGUGCUCAAACUGACGAGGAACGGAUGCUAAAAUAUAGCAACGUCGAAAUCAAAUACAGCAGAUUUGGUGUAGACGAUUUUGAUUUUCGGUUCUACAACAAAACGCCGUAUUCUGGCUUGGAGACACACAUCGCGAACUCCUUCAUCAACUCACUCUUACAACUGUAUCGAUUCGUCCCUCUGGUUCGUAACGUUGCUAUACAACAUGCAGCUACCUCAUGUGUCACCAGCAAUUGUCUUCUCUGUGAGUUCGGCUUCCUGUUUGAUAUGCUCGAAAAGGCCAAGGGCCAGAACUGCCAAGCGACAAAUCUACUCCGAGCUUUUGGAGCUUCUCGAGAGGCGGCGAAUCUCAGUCUUUUUGAACAUUUGGCUUUGGCCAAUGGAAUCAGUUUGUCUACCACGAUCCAGGCCGUCAAUCGUUUCUUUCUCAAGCAAGUCGCACACGACUAUGUCACCAUGGCAGGGAGUAGUGCAGGGAUCGACGAUGUCCUUGCCAGCAACGCCUUUGAAGUUAUCCGUUGCAUGGCCUGCAACAAUGAAACUACCAAGCCUGCAGGCACGUACGUUCAGGACCUGAUGUAUCCUCAGAUUGACCCAAAGCAUCCGAUGAGAUAUCUCAAAUUUUCUUCUCUCCUCAAAUCCACGAUCGAACGAGAGGCCAGGAACCGAGGCUGGUGUAGCAGGUGCCGGAAAUAUCAGCAAUUGGCUAUACGAAAGACCGUCCAACAGCUACCGUCGGCUCUAAUCAUCAAUACGGCUCUCGGUAGCAAUGACCCCGUCCGUACGUUGUGGGAGACACCGGGCUGGCUGCCGUCGGAAAUCGGUAUUAUAGUUCAAGACCGAGUCGUCUAUGUUUUUGAAGGGUCUGAUCUGGCACUCCACAUCCGGAACAAGUCGCCUAACCUGGUGGUUUACGAGCUGGUUGGUUUUGUGGCCGAGAUUGACUCUAGUGAAAGACACGUACCUCACCUUGUCAGCAUGGUCAAUGUCGAGGUGUCCAACCCGACAUCAGACACAUCCCACAACCACAAGGUGUUCCCCAACUGGCAUCUCUUCAACGACUUUUUGGUGACACCGGUCGACCCUAGAGAGGCGCUGCAUUUCAAUCAAAAUUGGAAGAUGCCGAGUGUGAUCGCCUACCAGGUCAAGAGUGCGCACGGAAAGAUUGACCAGACGUGGAAAGACAAUCUCGACACCACACUGCUCUACCAACAUUACAGCAUCAACGGCCGAUAUCCCAAGGACGAAUGCAGGAUCUUGACGCCCCAAGAGCAUCCCCAGCGAGGGACACCCAUCGCGUUGGACACAGAGUUUGUCGAAUUGGAACGAGCCGAGAUCAACGUCAAGGCAGACGGCACACAGGAGACCAUUCGACCGGCCAAGUCCGGUCUCGCACGCGUGAGCGUGUUGCGCGGCCAAGGGGAGGAGGAAGGCGUGCCGUUUCUGGACGAUUACAUCACCAUAUACGAACCGAUCGUGGACUACAAGACCCAAUAUUCGGGUAUUCGACCGGGCGAUCUCGACCCGCAGGUGUCCCAGCACAACCUCGUCCCGCUCAAGGUGGCGUACAAGAAGCUUUGGAUCUUGUUGAACCUGGGUUGCGUGUUUGUCGGGCACGGCCUGGCGUCGGACUUCCGCAAGGCCAACAUCCACGUGCCCAAAUCUCAGACGGUCGACACUCAAUACUUGUACCUCGCGCCGGGCAAGAAUCGACGCUUCUCCCUGCGGUACCUGGCCUGGGCCGUGUUUAGAGAAUACAUCCAAGAAGAGGUCGUGCCGGACGACGGCCAGGUUGCCGCCGCCGCCGCCGCCGGCGGAGGGGACGGUCAUGACAGUAUCGAGGAUGCUCGGAUGGCCUUGAGACUCUGGCGCAAGUUUCAAGAGUACGAGGACGCGGGGAUUGUCGAACAGAUGAUCGACGACAUUUGGCGCAAAGGUACAAAGUAUGGAUGGAAGCCACCGCCGAGGAGCAUCGGAGGGGGCGGAGUGGGAGGAGGGACGUCGUUGUUGUUGUUUCCAGACGGGAAUGGUGGCGGUACCGGAGCGGCGAAUAGUGCCGUACCCAGUGGCAGAAACACACCCGACAUGCUUUCUUUUUCUACACCCACUUCACCACCGAUGUCAAAGACCGGUGGUGGUGGUGGUGGUGGUGUAUCUUCCGUCGGUGGAGGAGGAGGAUCAUCGUCGUCGUCAUCAGCAGCACCAGGAUUCAGGUUGUCAGCCGCCGCCAUAUCUUCGUUCGUCCCAGGAAAUGGACACGGUCGAGAAAGUCCCUUGCGUUGACUUCGGCCCUCGGGCAAAAGUGGUGGCAUCUAAAAUACCUCCCUCCCAUGUACUCAUGUACCUACCUAACCUAACCUAACUCUGAC